This is a messenger RNA of Heterostelium album PN500, 1317 nucleotides long. RefSeq names its product glycosyltransferase (gene ugt2). Bases 1 to 1317 code for a protein of 438 amino acids. The record is from RefSeq and is a predicted model, not a curated record. The transcript has 3 exons. Gene Ontology annotation, molecular function: hexosyltransferase activity; UDP-glycosyltransferase activity. Lineage: Eukaryota; Evosea; Eumycetozoa; Acytosteliales; Acytosteliaceae. Gene Ontology annotation, biological process: carbohydrate metabolic process.
AUGAAAAUUGUAUUUAUCUCUAUUGGAACAAGAGGUGAUAUUCAACCAUCGUGUGUUUUGGGUCAAGAACUCAAAAAGAGAGGUCAUCAAGUAAGAAUAGCUACAGAGGAAAGAGUAAAAUAUGUAGUCGAUAAAUAUGAUCUUGAAUAUUUCGAGAUUAUAGGAGAUUCUUGCGCAUCACUAUUUGAUGAAACAGAAGAAGGUAGAAAAUGGAUGAAUUCUUUAUCGUUGGAAGCUCUUCUCAAGGAGAAAAAGAAUUUGGACAUGAAUACACCCGGUCGCUUUGAGUCUUUUUAUUAUGCAUGCGAAGGAAUGGAUCUAAUUUUACCUUCUGCUUUGGCAUAUACUGAAGCGUUUAGCAUCAAUGAGAAACUAGGCAUUCCAUUUAUUCCAUUGUGGUUGCUUCCUACCAUGGGUACAGGUGCAUUCCCACAUAUGUUCUUGACAGAUAAGAAUUUCUAUUUUAAAUUUUUAAACAAAAUGACCUAUAAAAUGAUAGCAAAAGUUUGUUAUAAACAGGAAGCAGAUAGAGUUGCAGUUUGGAGAAAGAAUUUUUUACAACUUGGUCCACUUCCAAAAUCGAUUGCUCAACAAAUGAUGGAACAUACUGAUCAACCAGUUAUUAUGGCUUUCCAUGAGAAGAUUUUAAAAUCUGAAAAGAGACCUUCUGAAUGGUCCGAUAAUAUAUGUUUGCCCGGUUUCAUGUUCCCUUCAACAGAAAACACCUCGCCAAUGCCAGAAAAAGUUGCCAAAUUCUUGGAAGCUGGUGAACCACCUGUUGUAUUCGGUCUUGGAAGUAUGCCAAACCCAUACGGGGCAAAAGUUGUUCAGAUUGUAAAAUCUGUCAUUAAAAGACUCCAUCUUCGUUGUAUCUUCCUUAAGGGUUGGUCCGUCAUGAAAGAUAUGAAAGACGAAGAAGAUAUUAUCUUUGCCGAUAAUAUCGACCAUGGAUUGCUCUUCCAGAAGUGUUCUGUUAUUAUCCAUCAUGGAGGUGUUGGAUCGACCGCAGCUGCAUUGCGAUCGGGUGUGCCAUCGAUUGUCACCUGGAUGUAUUUUGACCAACCCUACUGGGCCAAGAGAACCGAGGAGAUGGGAUGUGGCAGACAAAUUAAAUUGAAUGACAUGACGGAGCCAAUGCUACUUGAUGCACUCAAAGAUAUCUAUAGAAACAGCUCCUACAAGGUGAGAGCAUUGGAAGUUGCCAUUGAAAUUAACAAGGCCAAUGGGAGCAAGGAUGCAGCAGAUUUCAUUGAGCAAUCUCUUGAGAAAUUCGACAGAGUCAAGAACACAACCACAGUCAAGAUUAAUGAAAUCUAA